Nicotiana attenuata is the source of this 1405-nucleotide messenger RNA. RefSeq lists its product as uncharacterized. The record is from RefSeq and is a predicted model, not a curated record. The transcript has 4 exons. Bases 27 to 773 code for a protein of 248 amino acids. NCBI's taxonomy places the organism in Eukaryota, Viridiplantae, Streptophyta, Magnoliopsida, Solanales, Solanaceae.
CCUGGUGCCCGGAGGUGGUUCUAGAUAUGUCGGGAUGGAUAAGUCGUUUGGAUAGGAGGUUCCCGUACCGCACUAGGUCUUGGACCGUCCUGUCUAAGGACCGUUGGGUGGCCAAGAAUCAUGGUCUUGGCGAAAAUAUGCAGAUGAGGCCACCCCCUGGCGGCAAAGUGGAGGCUCUGCAGCCCGAUGCGAGCAGAAAAAGGAAAGGUAGGGCGGUCGUCGCUCAUUCCGACCAGAAAAUUGCUCUAACUUCUGGGUCGAACCUUGAUGCUGAAGGGGAGGACGACGAAGGGAGUCCGUUGAGGAGGAGAGCAAAGCCCGACGCGAUGGAUCUGCAGGCGCCCCGAUCGGAGGCUGCUGAGUCCGGUACGACUGAUUCUGGUCGAGCCGAAGGGCGAAGGACCCUCGAAGAGAACGCUGAAGCAGCCUCGACUCGUGUAGUUGGAUCCGACGCAGCCCUCGAGAGGAGAACUGUAAGAGCUGAUAUUGAGAGACUAGAGCUCGGGGCCAUGCAGGAGAGCGGGUCGCUUUUUGGAGAAAUUGGCGAUUUUAACGAUCUGAUCUCAAAUUAUCCUAUCUCCUUCGGGGAACUGCGAGAUGCCGAACGGAUGGUUGGUGCCAAAGUCGGGACUUCUUCCAAAGGGGGGAACUUCAUGGCCGAUAUUUUUGACGGCGUGAUCGACAGGGCUGAUCUCGAUAUCCCCGGUGCUGUUAGAGUGGCGGAGAAGUUUCUGCAACAGUGUAAGGAGAUGUACGAUCACGCCAUCCUUUAACUCCAGGGGGAGCUUUCUUGCUGCGAGAAGGAGUGUGGCAAUCUUGCUUCGAAACUUCGGGACUCGGAGGCACGCGAUGCCCAGGGAGAUAGAGAGUUGGGAGAGCUUCGAGGCAUUCUGAGGUGGCGCUCCAGGAGAAAACUGCUCUUGCUGCUUAGGUCGAAUAGAGCAGCACGCGAAUUUUUCGGCUGGAGGCGGAGGUUUUCGAGCUGGAAAAGCAAAAUGAGGUUAUGGCCGGAGAAUUGGCGACAUCUCGAGAUCUUCUUGCGGAUACUCGUAGGGAGAACGUUUCCUUGGCUGCUGCCAAAUCUGAGGCCGAAAAAGAUGCUGCUGCUUACAAGGAAGAUGCGGCCAUGCGUAUAUAAUAGUUCGCGACAUGUCUAUGGCAGUCGGCCAGAGACUAUCUCGAGCCGUCGAAUAUGCCAAAGCGAAGGCCAAGAGGGAAAUCCUGGAACACCUCGAGUCUAGAGGCUUCGAGCUGUCUGUUGAUUUGGCGGAGGCUCGUGUGGCUGAAGAAAAGCUGGUUCCCUUGAACACUCCCGAUAGGGGCGAAGAUGAUAGCGGCGAGGAGUAGUUUCCCGGCCUUUCGUGUAUUUCCUUGGCUUUAUGAGUUCCUUUUUUUGGGAAGCAAA